Molecule: messenger RNA, 21018 nt
Organism: Podarcis lilfordi (Lilford's wall lizard)
Lineage: Eukaryota; Metazoa; Chordata; Lepidosauria; Squamata; Lacertidae
Source: the annotation of a GenBank genome assembly
AUGUCUGUGAUGAUAGCAAGGAAGAAAGUGAUACGGAAAUGGGAGAAGCUGCCAGGAAGAAACACAUUCUGUUGUGAUGGACGCAUCAUGAUGGCUCGACAGAAAGGCAUCUUCUAUCUGACCCUCUUCCUCAUUGUGGGAACUUGUGCUCUCUUCUUUGCUUUUGAGUAAGUUCACAGUGGUUGAAACUUUUGUUUGUGUGGGUGUUUUCAAGGCUGUGGUUGGUUGGAAUGGCUCCACUCUUUGAGUUGCUUUGACUGUUAGAAGAGUACAUAUUCAUUGGAAAUAUUGAGCUGCUGCCUGCUAUUGUAAGGGCAGAGUAGAUUGGUAAUCAGAUGUCUUUAUCCAUCUUGAGAAGUAUUUGUGAAACAAUGCUGAUAUUUUUAAAAUCCUUUUUUGAUUCAUAAUCUGACCCAGCCAACUCAAACUUGUGUGAAUAUAUUGGAAAUCAUUUUGCCUUUGUCUCAUGCAAGGGGAUGAAUAAGGGUGAGGCCCUUUAGAUCCACAGGGCCUUGUUAGCCUCUAUAAAGUACUGUACCACCUCUGAAAGGUGUUGUUUUUGGUUGAGGACAGAAGAUAUGAAUAUUGUAUCUUAGUGGUUUGCUGCUGCCAUUGUGGAUUUGAUAUGUGUGAGUUGCUUGUGAAAAGAUAAUCUGAUUAUGAUGGCUUGUAAACUAGGAAGUGGCAUUGCAGAAGAUGUUACUUCAGUUUAUUUAUGCCAAAUAUGCUUACAGCGUCAUUUGUGAGAACCAUUGGCUUGCUAACUGAACAGCUCAUCACUAGAGCUUAUGAAUCAUUUGGUAACACAAAGGGUCUGAAGUUUAUCUACUCAGAUUGUUGAAUGUCCAGGUUAAUAAACUUAUGGCUAGUCACUUACCCAGGACAAAUGAGUGUGCUUUUUUGGAAGGAGCUUUCCAGAUUAGCUAUUGAAACCAUGCCGCAAUAUAGUAUGCAUCAAGAGAGAUAUCUCUGAGUGUAGAUUAUGUGUUACUGUAAGUAAACUUUGGAGCCAAUAUUUGUAGAAAAAAAUAAAUAUAAGAAAUAACCUUCUAAGAAUCCCAUAGUUCACCUUGAUUGCAUUGUUGAGAGCUGAAAUUAGGAUCAUCUCUGGAAAUACAGUGGCACCUUGGGUUAAGUACUUAAUUCGUUCCGGAGGUCCGUUCUUAACCUGAAACUGUUCUGAACUUGAAGCACCACUUUAGCUAAUGGGGCCUCCUGCUGCCGCCACGCUGCCGGAGCUGGAGCAUGAUUUCUAUUCUCAUCCUGAAGCAAAGUUCUUAACCCGAGGUACUAUUUCUGGGUUAGCGGAGUCUGUAACCUGAAGCAUAUGUAACCCGCGGUACCACUGUAGGUGCUGGUUUUUUAACUCUUAAGAUGCAAUUGUUUUGAAUUCAUGUGUCAUUGCAAGAAAUGAUAUAAAGAAGAAGUUAUUGAGACUGGGAAUUUUUUGUGAAGGCUUCUAAACUUUGAUAUUAACAUUUUAUGUAGCCAAGCAUGAAGUCUGUCAACUAAUUAUAUCAGUGCAGGUUGCUAGAUUUAACUCUGCUGUCAUCAAGAAUCAGCUUAGAAGGCACCUCUUCGCACUAGCAAACUUGAAUUCUGAUUUGGAACCUAAACACGGUCAUAUUUGCUUUAUUCUGAAUGUCUCUUCUAAAAUCAUCAUUAUGAUCUGAUCCUAUGUACAUUUACUUGGAAAUAAUCCCCAGUAAUUAAUGAAAGAUGGUACAUUAUACAGAAAGAGGUUAAUAUAGAAUCACACAAUCACUUAAGGGUUAUGAUCCUUUGAUUUCUUAAUCGAUAUAUAUGUCCAGAUAUAUGUCCAGGUAUGUCCAUAUCAAGAUCCUGAAAUCAUGGAUGCUGCCACAGGUUCAGCCUUCUUUCUUAGAGAUUUUGCUAACUUACGUUUGUAAUGAGCCCCUUAAGACACUGUGCAUGUGACAUUCUGGCAGAUAAUAGACUGAUUGAUCCAGUUUCUACCCAGCAGCUGUUGCGCAAAACUAGAUUGUGUGUUGGCACUCACAUCAUUUCCAGCUCACCUUGCUAAGCACUCAAGCAUUUGCUGAUGAGAUGGAGGGAGGGGUAGGUAGGACUAAGCUAGUAUUUCUAAUCCAGCUUGGAAGAUUCAGGGCAGAUAAAAGAAAGUACUUCUUCACGCAGCGCAUAGUUAAACUAUGAAACUCCCACUCACUGGAGUCAUUAAUGGCCAGUAACCUGGAUGGCUUUAAAAGAGAGUUAGAUAGAUUCACUGAGGAUAAGGCUAUCAAUAGCAACUAGCUAUGACAGCUAUGUUCUAUCUCCACUGCCUGAGGUAGUAUUCCUCUAAAUACCAGUUGCUGGGAAUCACAAGUGGGCGGAGUGCUCCUGUGCUGCUUGCAGCCUUCCCAUUGGUAUCUGGGUUGGCUACUUUAAGAACAGAAUGUUGUACUAGAUGGGCCAUUGGCCUAAUCCAGAAGGUGGUUCUUAUGUUCAAAUUCCAUGCAUGUUGAGUCUCCAGGUUUAUCUGCCUGAAGGUUUACUUUGACUCUCUUCUAAACAUGAUACAAACAAGUUGACAGAUCUACCCCUAGGAGCCAGCUACCUGUGGGAAGCAUAUGAACUGAUGCUUCAGAACUAGCAUAAUAGAGUUUAUUGUUGUAUUUUAAAUCCUGCCUUUUCUCCAUUAAACUUAAGGUAUACAUGGUUCUCUUCCAGCACCACUUUUAUUUUCACAGUGCCACUGUUAAGUAGGUUAGGCUAAGACAGGGGUGAGGCCAUCCAGAUGCUGGAUUCCUGUCAGUGCCAACAAGCAUGGCCAUUGUUUUAGGAUGAUGGGAAUUAUAAUGUUGUUGUAAUGCAACAACAUCAGGAGGGCUCCAGGUUCCCUAUUGCUGCAGUAAGAGAUGGUAACUGGCUCAAGGUGAUCUAGUGACCUUCAUUACCAAAUGGGAAUUCAAACCAGGGUCUCUCUUGAUGUACAUACACUACUGUAGCUGCUAUACCUCACUGACUGUUGAGAAGCUGCCCUCUGAUCCUGGGUUUGGAGUAAUGAUCAUCACUACUGUCAUAGUGGUGCACAGCAAGUUAUUGCCAAAUUAGCAGCAGAUUCUGAUAAAACAGUGAACACCCAAGACUCCUUUGACUGUUGUGUGAUUUGGCAUCUUCUUGUUGAGUGACACAUGCUCCUUGAUGGGUCCUUGUUUGGGUAAGGUAGAUCCCUAAUUGAGAACACUGAACAUUUGUCAAGCCAUUUAAAUGUUUUUGACAAUAAUUGACUAUGGAUGGGAAGAAGUUUUGGAGUAACCAGGUCCUGGCACUUUGUGCAGCUCUGUCUCACUAUAUUAAUUUUAUUAUUUAUACCCCACCCAUCUAACUGGGUUUCCCCAGCCAUUCUAUUUUCUUGAUGCACAUUUGAAAGCAGAUUGUGCAGGGAUUUUUCUUUUCAUCUGUAAUGUUGGGGCAUGCUUUUAAAGGGAAAAGAAGAGUUUGAAUCUUCGUACCACUCCAGUUCUCUUGUGUUUCUCUAAGGUCCUGGGCACCACCUCCUUACGCAAAUACAAUAACAGAAAUGAGAACAGGACAUGGUGAAGGGUAAAAUCAAGGACUGCUAUGUACAUUCAUUGUGUACAUACCCUGGAACUUAUUGCUGAUUCUGUUGUAUUGGUCUAACCUUAGGGGUCAGGUUAAUUGGUUUAUUGCGAUUUGUUCCCCUUCUUGUGGUCAAAGUGAAACAAUUUUUUUAAAAAAAACCAUGUCACUUUUGAAAUGGCGUUGUGGAGAAAGUCUGGAAUGUUCAGUGUUUGAACCUGUCUUCUAGAGGAGGUCAAAUCAGUGUCACAGAUUCCUGAAAAUCUUAAUGUACUAUUCAUUUGACUGUUACUUGAGUUACUCUUUGGGUAGAAGAGUGCCUAUUUGCUGCUGUUUUAACUAUAGCAAUGUUGUGUUGCCUGCUGAAACUGAAUUAGGAGCUUGUUCAAGCCAUGGAAGAAAUCUCAGGACGCUUCUAUCCAUUUAUCCUUGGAUUAGAAACAUAAGUUAUACUGUGUCAGACCAUUGGUCUGUUUAGCAGCUUCAAAGUACGGGUCAGAGUUCUUUGUAAGAAACUUGUAAAGAGUCCUGCAUAGUGUUUUAAAGUCCUGUCAUUGCUUGGCAUUGUUUCAUCAGGUGAUUGACAGAUUGGUGGCCCUACCCAUUUGUCACAUUGGGCCCAUAGGAGGUAGGUGUGUGAUGAUCUGACCCACCAAACAGAUCCAGUUUCUCACCCCUGAUCUAGCUCAGUUUUGUCUACACUCUCUUGACAGCUGCUCUCUAGGAUUUUUGAUGGGUAUCUCCCUACCCUGUCUGCAGACACCUGGACUGAAUCUGCGACCUUCUACCUGCAGAUCAGGUGCUGUCCUAGAGCUACAGUCCUUUGGUGAAAGUCAGCUUCUCAAUUACUCUUUUUGGGGAUGCAUGUGUUCUCUCUAGUUACAAGAGCUAUCUAAUGUAAGUUUUAUUAUAUUCUGUUUGGCAUGACCUCAGUUUGCUCUGUUAUUGUUGUCAUGUGGCAACUUGGCUUUUGUCCCAGCAAGGUGUAGUCAUGUUUUGUAUAUGCACCAUCUGCCCUUCUGUUUUUAUUUGUAGAGCGCCUCCCAAAAUGUGACUUCCAAACCUGAUGCAGUGAAUUAAACCUUUGAAAAUGUGUCUUUUCUUGGGAAAUACUUGCACGAGCAAAAGAGAAAGGGAAAUAAACCGUCAUUCAGUUUAAUCUUAGUGUAGCCAUGCUCACUUGAGCUUGGAUAAACAGACCCCAUGUUCCUAUGCUCUGGCCACUUCGCUUCACAUCUGCCAUUGAUUACUUGCUGACACUGCUACACCUCUUAGCAUUAGCACCUAAACCUGGGACUAGCAGCUUAAAUCCCCCUGGCUGUGUAUUGGUUCUGUAGUUUUCAAAGAGCUACUGGCCUUUUAAAGCAAAGGGGUGUGAGAGACUGUGCUGAGAGAGUGUGUCACUGGUACAACCAGCGUAUUUGGGAUUUCUGCAUGGGAAAGAAGUGCAGACCCACUCCUGACUGUAAAUGACCCAGCAGUUGUAUAUAACAGGUAGGGAGAAGAAGCUGCAUAGACAAGUGGAACAGGAGAUGAAUGAUCAUCCUCAACAUUAUUAUUCUUCACAAGGCUGUGUCAGUGGGUGUGUGACUUGCUCUUUGCUGCCCAGUAGGCAUUCAUUUAAAACUGGUAUGCCAUGUAGUCUGUUUUCAGUAAUGUGUUUUGCUAUUUUGCUAAUGCGAUGCGACUGUGUCAAGACACAUUUGCUUCCUGGUACAAUUUGAUCAUGACUAUUUAAGCCUUGCUAUUAUGAUAGUGAUGUGGCAAAGGAGGCAUGCCCAGGAGAGCCUCUUACAUCCCCUUCUUUGCCCAACUCUGCACAACAGCUGUGCAGUGUUAUCAGUUGGGUCCUGCUCUCCGAUAGUUGCUGCCACCCUCCUUUUUUGUCACCCACAGCCCCAGAAGCAAGGGGGAAAACUGAGCAUGUACAGAAUUAAUUUCUAAAAAGGUUCUGAGCCAGUGUACUCUGCAGUCCUUGGUUCAACUUGCACACAACUUGCUGGGAAAAUCAGGGCUAGCUUCCAAUUGCCUUCUCCUACUCUGAUAUCACGGCAGCUUUCUUGUUUCCCUGUCAUACCCCCCCCCCCAAACUUCCUAAAGCCCAGGAAUUCUGGGACCAAUGCACCCUUCAUUUCCCAGACAGUUACCUUCUAAGUUAUUCAGAGUUUAAAGGCAGUCCACACUCCCUAAGACUCACCCAGAUGGCACAUGGAGAUUUUAGAAUCCUGAGAUUGGCAAUUGCACACACAUCGGUGGCCAAAUUGUGAAAUUUUAUUAGAAGUAAUAGAUAGAGGAGGAGCAAGUGGAAGGUAAAAACUGAAUACAGAAUAAACCAUAGCACUGUGGCUCUAAAACUGGGCUAAUCCUAAUUCACCCACUACAAUAUAAUACUUCUAAUAUAUUUAAGAGUAGGCUUCAAGGAUGGUCAGCUUCCCAGUGGCAUGGAAAUCCCAAUCUUCAACCCCCCCCCCCCCAAAAGGCAGGCAGCUCAACUUUUUAAAGGCUCUUUACCUCUCUUUUGAGGGAAUGACCUUUGACUCUUUCUAACCAAUGGGGAGCCAGAGCUAGUUGGGCAGAUAACUCAAGUCUCCCAGGUAGGCAUCUUAAUACCUUUUUGCAUUUGAAGAGCAUGUGAGGAAGGUAUAUGACAGCUUGACUUAGGAAUGGUGGGGCCAGGAGAUUCUUCCUUCACAAGUGGGACUUGCUUGUUGCUUUUGCUAGUGCUGCCUCGCUGGCUGGUGUUUGGUUUUGUGGAGGAAAGCCCGGCAAGCUAAACAUUAUUUAAUAGGGAAGAACCCUUAUAUGAUAUCCUGAGAGGGGAGGUGGAAUUCCCAAGGAAGCUUAGUGGGCUGGCAAGAGUUUCACGUGAUGUGUAUGUCUUCCUGAUGAGUCAUGACUCUGUCCAAUUUCUUUCUAAAGUUAUUCUACCUAGAGAUCUGUCUAGUGAAAUAGAUCUGGAUAUAUUAAGUGACUUGUGCACAUGUAGAAAAACAGGACUUAAAAUGUGAGUCUUGGAACAAGAAAUGACAAAGAACAGGCUUUUUUACUUGACACCAAGAACAGAGAUUCUCUUUUAGGGUGAUGCACAAUGAACCUGCAGGUUUGGCUAGAUCAGUUUCAUAAAUGAUGGUAUGCAAAAUUCCUGUCAAAGUACCAAGCUUCUGUGUCAUAGUUGUGCCUACAAAUAAGGUUUUUUUAAAAAGUCUUUUGCUCGUAUUUCCAUGAAUGAUUAAAGUGCCCUUUGAAUUUGAACAUAUUCCCUGCCUGCUACCAAACUUCUAGUGCUUUCAAAUAAAAAUUUCCAUACUAAAUAUUUAAUCUCUCUUUUCCCCCCAGAUUUUUUUAUUGGUUUUCCAAAUUUAUAAUGAACACACAAAGAAAACAUUACAAUAAACAAACAAACAUAUAUCUUAACUGUUAAAGACCCAAUUUAAAUAACAUUGUUAAAUGACUUCCUCAGAUCCGCCCUAACUAUGUUUCCAUAGUACUCAUUUUAGCAGUUUUCCAAAAUCCACUUUCAAAUAAAAUUAACUUGUUCCAUUAACAUCUUUCUUUCUUAUUAGUCUUAUUAGUCCAUAAUGUUAUACAAUUCAAUCUAUUUUACUCCUAGGCCAAUUUGUUACUUACAAGUAGUUCUACUUAAAUUAUGUUAGAAUAUCUAGCCAAAUAGUCCUUGAACUUCCUCCAUUCUUUUUGAUGCUCCUCCUCCUUCUGAUUGUGGGUUCUUCCAGUCAGGUCAGCCAGCUCUAAAAAGUUCAUCAUCUUCAUCUGCCAUUCCUCCACUGUUGGUAUUUCUUGUAGCUUCCAAUUUUUGGCUAACAAAAUUCUUGCUGCAGCUGUGGCAUACGGCUAAAUAUUUAAUCUCAGAUAUUGGAGGCAUGUUUUCACUGAAAGGGUUGUGGCUGGCAAUCCCACUUGCUAGUAAUGUGAAGGUUGCUUGGAGUACAGAAGAGUGCAUUGAAAAGUAUUUCACUGUGGAUGCUGAUGAGCUUUUAGCAUUGAUUGAUUGAGGGGUGGGAAAGUCACCACUUGCCUGGAUUUGGGUGGUGGUUGCUGCUGCUCUUGCAUCUGUUCCUUCUAUUUUUGUGUUUAACACUAUUGGUUGGUUGGAAUUUCUAUUACUGUAAGCUGCCCGGGUGCCAGUUGGAAAGAUUUUAAGUAUGGUCCAUAUACUGAAAAUUUCCUAUUAAGGGAUGGAGGGAGAGGCAUGGGCUGUUUUUGUUACUUGGUAGCCACUAUCAAAUGGGGCUUCUGUUUGGCUUAUGGGCAUAUUGGACAUUCAGCUAAAGAUUCCUCUUUCUGGGGUUCUUCCCAUAUUCUCUCUAAUGAGGGCGUGGAAGGAAAUUCUGUCUGUCAGUUCCAGUUGAUUUGUUUUAAUGGUGACACAAGUUUAGCUGGCUGAUGCACGUGACCCCACCCUUGUUCAUAUGGUGGUGUUUUUGUUCUGAAAGUUUAAUUUUAGUUCGCUAAAGAGAGCAUAUCAGAUGAGUAAUGAAACAAGCCUUCUGAAUGUUUGGAAUGCCAAAAAUAUGUGUGAAGCAACAUUAGAAUGCUGGGAGAAUGUAGUUGCUGGAGUGGAUUUCUGGUGGCUUGUGCAAGUUACUGAUUUCUAAAGUACUAGACAUGGGGCCAAAUAACAAUAUAAUUCAUUCUUCUUUCUUAAAGUGUGUUUAAAACUGACCCACCUUUAUUUUGGAGAAAGCAGCUGUGAGACUCCAUUCCAGGUUGGUGGCCCAUAGCAGUGUACUCCUGAAAGGUAGGAGUUUUUGAACAGAAAACUGCUUCUGGUUCCUAAUCUGGAUUGGGGCCCCACAACAUUUUCUUCCAAAUAAAAGUGCUCAUAUUUAAGCACACACUUUUUAUGAAGUGUAAAUAAUGUAACAUGUAUUUAGCCCUCAGAUAAGCUGGUUUGAAAACAGUAAAGACUUGUCCCUGAUACUAGUAAGAUCAUCUAUUUUCUUCCAAAUAAAUACUCUAAAAUGGCACAGGAGGCACUGGAACAUUUGCAGUGGUUUUCCAUUUCCGAAGGCUGUUAAUUAGCCUCCUUGACCUUUCAAGUUGACUCCUAUCUCAAUUAUAAUUCCUUCCCUCCCUUCUAACAAUUGUUAAAACAGGUACUGUUGUAAACACCUCAUUCUUAAAAGCAGAAUUAUUUGUGCAAAAGAAGUAUGUGCACACUUCCAUGAUUAAUUAUUCUGACUCCCAAAUUCAGAAUUGAGGGGUCUUGUCAUAUCAGUGAGCUGUUAAACCAGAGGUAGAAACUUGGAAAUGGUGUCGCAGCAUUUCUUGUUAGAUAUUAAUUCAAUAGGAGAGUGUGUGUAAAAAAAGAAAACGGGGGGGGGGGGAGAGAGAAGAGAAGGCUUCCAGAGAGUCAGCUGUUCUUCAUGGGUUGUGCUCCCUCCAUGCAGAGGUUGUUCCCUGCUGGCUCCAGCAGGGAUGUGGAGGCCGCAGAGCUACUGUCAGCAUCCCACUUCCUGCUUUUGCUGCAGGAAAGGGGUUGUCUCCCCCUCUCCUUUGUUUCUCUUGUUCUUGCUAGAUUUUCCUCCACAGUUUACCUACCUCCUUGUUGUCUUAGUGAUAGCAUCCUUUUGGGCAGGAACAUUGUUAAGAUAGGCAUAGGAUAGACAUAGUGAUGCUCUGCAGAUCUCUGUUUCCUGUCCUUUUUUUUUUUUUUAACUGUAAAAGGUCGGGAUGGUGAUGCAAAGGUGCAUGUUGUAGCAACCAUUCUGAAAGUAAGCUGGUGGUCCCAGUCCAAUCAGCACUUGGGUGGGAUACAUAUUUUGCAGUCAGAACAUCCCAGGCUCAGUCCUACCAGGUAGGCCUGGGAAAGACUUCCUGUCUGAAACCCCGGAGAGCUACUGCCUGUUACUGUGUAGACAAUACUGAAUUAGAUAGACAGCUUUCAACAUCCAGGAACCCUCUCCAUGUCACCUUCAGUUCUGACUGGAAGAAGGUGGGAUAUAAAAUGGAAAUAAAAUCCCAGGUGGUGGCUGGAAGUGGGUGUCAUUAGCUGUUAGAAAAUGGUACAGUGUGCCUAUUCUCAUACAGGGCUUUUCUCCUCUCCCUCCCACCCCAUUUACAUCUCUAAAAGUAAUUGCUGUUUGAAUCCCUUGUAUUUUGGUGCCCACAAGGCUCGGAUGCUAGAAUGGAAAGUCCAGCCUAUAUUAUGGAUGCAAAUACAUUGUACUUGAGGGCUGUUCAAAAACAUUGUGCUUUUGCCAGAGUCUUGCCUUUCAAAAGACUGCCCUUUGAUUUCAGUGCUUCCUGGGGCAGAUAAAUGCUUUCAAACAUUAACUUUCAAACAUAGGUAUAUGAGAAGGCCCCAAAAGUGUGCUGUGUAGACUUUGUUCGAUUAUCAGACUUCACUAGCAUUUGCUCAGCUUUUUCCUAGUUCUUCUCGUCAACAAACAAUGGAACUGAAAAGUGUAAUUUUUAAAAAAAUGGCAGAGUUAAAAUCAUGUUUUGAAAAGAGGGGUUCUCAAAAUAAAAACACAGAAAUCUGCAGCAAAUAUCAGUUUCUACCCUCCAGCCAGGGGACUUGGGAAAUCCAUGGCGUUUGCUUUAAUUCUGAUUCUAUUGGUACAAGGUCUUUUUUUCAUGCCUCACUGCCUCUGAGCAUCAAGGAGACAUGAAGUCAAAGGGCAACAUUUUAAAGCAAUUAUGUUGGUUUGUUUUUUUUAGCCCCACCCCCCAAGCAUAAUUUGGCACACAACAGGCUUUGUGUCUGAUUUCAGUUGCUAUGGGCUUUUCUCUCAUUACAGGUGUCGCUAUCUUGCUGUCCAUCUGUCCCCAACUAUCCCUGUUUUUGGAGCUGUCCUCUUCCUAUUUGCAAUGGCUACCCUCCUGCGCACAAGCUUCAGUGACCCAGGAGUGAUUCCUCGAGCCUUGCCUGAUGAGGCAGCUUUCAUUGAAAUGGAGAUUGGUGAGUGGGUGGCAUCUUUCUCAAGCUUUCCAAACAUAGUUCUAGCCUGUUCUGUGCCUUCUUCAAACCUUCCAAGCAUAGUUUAACCACUUGAGUCUGCAGGUAUGGAAAGUAUUCCCUCUCUGCUCCUGGAUGAUGAAAGGUAUGAGAGGGUAGGGUCCUGGCCAGAGAUAUGGGCACACACCACUUACCUUAUGCUGCAUACCAGGGUGCUGAACCCAUGGGCUUAAUCAGGCCUGCCAGGCUGUCCAAAGUGGCUUGUCAGCCCCCCUGUAAAUGCACCUUUCCCUCCCUUUGUGCACUGCCUUUGCUAUGACAUCAGAGUGCUUUGGAAACAGGAAGUGCUCCUUCCUGUUUCCUGAGCACCUCUAAGCCAUUAGCAAGAGCACAAGGGGAAGAAUAAACACUGGCAAUAGCAGGAAGAAGUGUCUUUGCUUCCUCCCAGCCCAACCCUGUGAUGGGGAACAAAAUUAUGAAGAAGACCACCAUCUCCAAAGAGCAGAGAUUUAAUUUUUGUGGAGUGGUUUGUGCAUUGUGUGUGAGAAAGAUACCCUUAUAUCUGUCUAGUUGUCUGCCUGGGUGGGUGGUGAUUAUGCUGUGUGAGAGAGUGUAGACUGGUAGUGCCCACUUUCACUUUUACCCUGGCAUACAGCUCUCAGAAGUUUGACUGAAAAUGGUAGUGACCCCUGCCUUAUUCAAAGUGGUUUUCAUUUGCAGAGGCAACCAAUGGGACUGUGCCUCCAGGCCAGCGGCCACCCCCACGCAUUAAGAACUUUCAGAUCAAUAACCAGAUAGUGAAGCUGAAAUACUGCUACACAUGCAAGAUCUUCCGUCCACCACGUGCCUCACACUGCAGCAUCUGUGACAACUGUGUGGGUGAGUAGUGGGACUGUGAUUGUGGUUGAAAAAAGAAGCUUAAUAAAGGAGUUCUCCUGAUAAUCUGUGACAGAGGUCACAAGAAAACUGUUGUAUAUUUACUACAAAUAAAGAAGCUCCCUGCUGUAAAUGGCUGAAUUCUGUGUCCUGGUUCUGUUAGUCACGGAAGGAACACUGAAUUUCCAUCUUUACAAUAUGUAAAAUUUGACCAGGCAUGGUCUCCACACCUUCAGUCCUCUGUUCAGCCAUAAGGGCUAGGAACUUGAUUUUGGUUUUGUUACAUAAAAGCAUUCUCAGUUUUUUUACAUUCUCAGUUUUUGUUCUUGGUGCCUAGACAAUCAUCAGGCAGUCUGGGUGUGCUGUGAUCUGGAACCUAACCAACAGCAAGGUUAGGUUACCUCUUCCUGAGAGUAGUGCAUCGGCAGUUGUGUUUAAGAGUUGUCACAGAUUCAGAGGGAGGAGGCAUUGCCCUACACCAAUCCCCUCCCCCCCGCCAAAAAUAAAUAAAUCCAUGUGGUAAAACUGCUUGUUCUAUACCUGUGAAAGGUUAGAAAAGAAGUGUAUUUUUUUUUCCUGGGAUGUGGCCACUUCGGAUAUAAUCACAAAAGCCUCCUUCCAAAAGGGCAGUUUUUACCAUGUGGGUUCUAAAGCGAAAAGUUGCUCCUUGGCAGUUCUCCCACCCCAAAAAUGGGUAUGUGAAUCUGUCCAUUAGCAACUUAGUACAGGAAAUUGCAAUGUAUCUUUGACAUGUUAGUGGAAUUCAAAUACAUAUAUAUUUAUAUAUGUAUGUACUGACUUCUUGCUGAGAGUUAUACGGCUAGGGUGGAGAGGUACAGCUAUGGCUCUGCUGAUGUGCUUGUCUGGCUCUUGCAGAGCGGUUUGAUCAUCAUUGCCCCUGGGUGGGCAACUGCGUGGGAAAGAGGAACUAUCGUUACUUCUACCUCUUCAUCCUCUCCUUGUCUCUUCUCACAAUCUACAUCUUCUCCUUCAACAUUGUCUACGUUGCCCUGAGUGAGUCCAUGUUUUUGGCGGGGGGGGCGGAGGAGGAGAAGAGGGGCUGUGUUGCUGGUGAUUGAAAGAUCACUUGGGAAGGGGGUGGUUUUAUUGGGAAACAAUACCUGCUCUUCCUGGUUUGUUUGGCACCUGUAGACUAACUAACUUUUCUCCUUUCACAUAGAAUCCCUGAAGAUUGGCUUUUUGAAUACUCUGAAAGAAACCCCAGGGACAUAUCCUUUUUGCUUCCGCUGCAGCUGUCUCUAACCUGCCUGUUGCAGGUGGAGAAUGAGAGAGACCAUCUCGAAUGGAGGGGCAUCAGGGUGGGGUUGUCUGCAAUGUGGGGGGAAGCUAAGCCAUCUGUAGUUCAGUUCUUGUUCCCUAACUCAGCUGCUCACAGUCCUGGAGGUUUUGAUCUGCUUCUUCACACUUUGGUCUGUCGUGGGUUUAACUGGCUUCCACACUUUUCUGGUAGCACUGAACCAGACAACUAACGAAGAUGUGAGUGUCAAUACAAAGAUACACCCCUUCCAGCAAGCAGCCUUCCAGCUGUGACUCCUCACACUCUUUGUAGGAAGGCUGCUAAAUGCAAACAUGGGCUGGGAAUCUUGAUGGGCAGGAGUGGUUAAAUACCAUCGGAACAUGGUCCAAAACAUCUCUUGGAUGGAUUUGAACUAAAUCAGAUUCCUUCAAAUAACAUUGCAGAACCUUUCUUUUAUUUUGUUUUUAAAAUCUCUAGUUCUUUCUGAAAUGUUUUAGAGGUUUGGGGAAGGUGCAGCUCUGGCUUCUCUACUUUGGGAGCCUCUUUUUCAGUCAUAGCCUCCAGAGACUACCAAACUGAAAGAAACUUUUUCAAGUGCAGAUUAAUAGGCAAGAUAAAAGUUUUGCUGGACAACAGUUUGUCGAGUCUUUCAGUGACGUACCAGAUUCUGGGACAUGGGCAUAGCCAGGAUUUAUGUUAGCGCGGGGGGGGGGGAGGCUGGGGAGGGGGCAAAACUGAGUUGUCUGUGAUGCGAUUGGUCAGUUAAGUAUUUUUAUUAUUUAUAUGAUGAUGGGCAGCUGCACCACCCCACCCCCAGCUGCGCCCAUGUUCUGGGAGCAAAUCUGCUCUGUAAAUGAGAAAGGUUUCUAUUAGGACCAAAGUAAUUAAGAAAGCAGCAGGGACCAAAAUUUCCGGGGAGGCGCCUCCGGUAAUGGCGGAAUUCCUCUGACCGGGAGGAAUCUGCUCCGUGGGAAUCUGGGUCUGGUCGCCACGGCGAAGGCAGAGACCCGUUAAAAUCACAGGCGGGAGAAGCCUGUGGACGUGGGAUUCGGCGGGCACCUUUUGCGCCUCCCCCACUCGCGGGGAACCCCAGUUUUUGGGGCUCUGGAGCGACGUGGGGUGAGCGGCGCGGUGCAUCGAAUUGUCUGCUUCUUCCACGGAGCGAAGCCGCAUAGCUGUUGCCGGAGAGCGCUGACCUUUUCCUGUGGACAAUUUGACUUUAAAGUAAUUACCUGUGAGUAGAGCUGAAGCGGAAGAAUUGGAUUUCUAAAUGUUUAAUUUGGUACCGUAACGGGGAGGUUCAAAACAGGAAGUCCACCUUCACCUUUUGUAAAUAGACUGAGGCAAUGAAGUUGCAAGCUGCAGUCUUGGAAGGUCUUUUGUAAAAGAUCAAAUUUCCAACGGUAAAGGACAUUAAACCCCCUCUUGGAGGCAGGAGAAGAGAGGGGGAAGUUGCGGAUUGAGUAUGCCUGCGGGAGAGAGCGAAGAGACUUAAAACACCGCCGCUCUUACCCUGGAAACGGGCUGCUAGUAGGACUGAUGUCUUUUGGAAUGUUCAUUGACAGCGUUUAGAAUGUUCAUUGACAGCUAGUUAAAUAAGAGAAAUACAUUGUUUCUACUGUCUCCGGCUGCUUUAAAAAGGAGUAAAAGUAACUGAAAAUUGAAACUAAUUUGAAACUAACUUUGGAUUGUUUAAAAGAGGAUACUAUUGACUAUUACAAAUAGAAACUGUUUCCCCCUAGUGGAAGCCUUUGAAACCGGUUGCUUUACAAGAGCUCUUUACAAGAGCUGGACUAGGGGAAUUUCCAGCUGCAAGUUAAAAACCGUGAGACUCUGGGACUGACCUUGAAUCUUUUAAGUGUUAUGGUAAAUGGAAGAGAAAAAACAGACCAGUCAACUGCUGACAAAACAUUAAGGUCUGGGAGGACUUGGUAACAAUCCAGGAGAGGUCUAUCAUUAGGCCCUCCUGCUCCUUCUGUUGUUGUCUUUGUACUAGUAUAUUUAAAACCAAGAGGAAUGUUGACAGAAGAGGCUUUAGUGGCUGCAUUAUAUAAGAUAAAUGACUCAUUGGAUCAGCUUCACAGGAAAAUGGACAUGAUAAAUGCGAAAGUGGAUGUUUCAAUUACCAAAAUUAACUUAAAUACAGAAAGUAUAAAUAAUACCAAUACAGAAACCACCCAGAAAUUGAUACAAGAACCUAUUUUGAUAUGGCAAACUGUGGAGGAAGUCAGGGGAAAAGCUGUUGCUGCUGAAGGUAAAGUAACACAACUGGAGAGAAAGAGAAAGAGAGCCCCAGCCCUACAGAGGCAAUUGGAUGAACAUAAGUUGACGCUUGCUAUGACUGAACUUAAAGAAAAACACACGAAUUUGAGGAUUAGAGUUCACCUUUGGUGGACAUGCCCAAGGAUUCAGACACUCUGGGAGAUGAUUCAUAACGAAAUGAAAAAGGUAUUUAAAUAUACCCUUUCGGGGGACAUCCGGGGUGGCGCCAUCGGCAAUGGCGGAUUCCCUCUGAACUGGAGGGACCAGCUCCACGGGAAUCGGGUCUUUUCCGCUACGGCGAAGCGGGGACCCAUUCAAAAAUCACAGGCGGAUGAAGCCAGAGACCAAGGCACUCUGCCGGCACCCUUAGCGCCCCCCCAACCCGCAAAAGAACCCAUUAACGGGCUCCGGAGCGAAGAGGGGGAAGUGGCGCGGUGCUGAGAGUCAACUGCUUCUUCUGUGGAGCGAAGCCGCACAGCCGUUGCCGGAGAGCGCUGCCUUUUUCCUGAGACAAUCUGGCUUCUAAAAUAAUCACCCGUGAGUACCUAAACUCGGACAAUUGGACUCUAAAUAAGGACUUGUGAGCAGAAAGGAAAAUUGGACUUAAAAGUUUACCUUAAUUUGGCGCUGAAACGGGAAGGUCUAAACAGGAAGUCAGCCUUCCGUUUCUUUGUAGAUAGAUUAAAGCAAAGACAUGGCAAACUAGAGCUCAGAAAAUCACCUGUAAAAGAUUAACUUUCAUCAUUUAAAAUUGUUGAACCCCCUUCAGAAGCAGGAGAAGAGGGGGGAUUUUUUCGGACUGUUUAAAUCUGCAGAAGUGAGGGUAAAGUAAAGUAACUUUCCACCGUCCUGAUCCUGGAGCGGGGUGUUAGGACUGACGUUUUUUGAAGCUCAUUGACCAGAGACAACGUUUUUGACAGAUAGCUAUAAGAAGAGAAACUUUGACUCCAUUGUUCCCCUUCGCUUCUUAAAGGAACAAAUAUUGACAAAAUAUCUGAAAAAGGAAACUUUGUUGCUAGACUUGUCUUUAAAAGAAAGAACAAAUAGAAGUUUUCCCCUUAGAGGGAGACUGUGAAACUGUAACCAACUCCGGGGAGCUUGCAGCUGUUACAGAUUACAAUCGUGGGAAUAGACAUCUGACCUUGCAGGACAAUGUAUUCAGAAGCUCUGUUGUGUGCUUUCUAUAAAACAAAUGCCCUACUGGAACAGCUACAUGAGAAGACGAAUUUGAUGGCUGAUUCGAUUAGAAAUUUUGAACAGGCAGUGGGAAAUUUUGAACAGGCAGUGGGAAAAUAUGUGGAGCCCACCCAGGAAUUAAAUCAGGAGUGUGCCCUGACAGAACAGGCCCAACAGGAACAUGAGCUUUCGGAUUUGACAAAUGAACUUGGAAAAAGCCAGAUUUCGAAAGAAAAAGUUUGGUUUGGUUUGGAAAUGGGGGGCUGGAUAGACCCCCCUAUACAGGGAUGUUUGGACUUUUCAAGUCUGGCAAUGGGCCGUGAGAUGUUUGGGAUUGUGGGGGCUCCUAAUUUUGGAGGGAUUUUGAAACAUGUUCUUAAAUACCACAUGGAAUUUAGUGUGGAUUAUGGAAAAGGGGCUGAUCUCCUCGACAAGGGUCAAAAAUAUUGUUAAGCUGGAGUUCCCACGAGUGAAACGAGCAAGAGAUAAGGGAAAAUACAGUUACAAAUAUGAAGAAGAGCUGCGGAAGGGACAUGGAAGAGACUUAAGGGCCUCGGAUAUAAGGUUACCAGGUUAAUGCGCUAGAUCGAUGGGAUAAUAAGGACUGACAAAACCCGGGACCAGGAGGAAGGGACGCUGGAUGAAGAUUGGAUUGUUUUUAUUACAUUUAUUCUCUACUAGGACCGAUUUAUAAAAUUGAUGAAUGUUAGAAAAAUGUUGGAAUGAAAUUACUUGGCUUUAGUAAAAAUGUUUAAAGAAUUAUGUAAGAAUAUUAUGGUUAUGAGAAGUUGGUAAAAAUAAGAUUUAAGUUUUAAGUUUCAAGGUUUUUUAUAGUAAGAUAAGAUUAAAAUAGUUUAAGGUAAUGUAAUGACAGAAUAUUAUGAAAUAUGGAAAGGAUUUGCUGCGACAAUUAACAACUAGGAUACAAAAAAAGGGAGGAGGAGGAGGUCAAAGAAAGAAGGUAAUGACAGUUGAGGAUUUGAGAAUAAUGGAUUUGUUUUUAAAUGUUUGUGGUGUAUUUUUUUUUUUUAAUUUGUAUUGUUGGAUGUGGUUUGUUUUUUUCUUCUUUUUUUGUUCUUUUUCUACUUUGUUUUCUUUUGUAACUCUAAAAAAAAAAAAUUCCAAUAAAUAUCAUUAAAAAAAAUAAAUAAAUAAAUAUACCCUUUCGAAGAAACCAGAGGCCUUUCUCCUGGGCAUGGUCGGCUAAUUGGUGUUAAAGAAGGAUAGAAUUUGUUUCAUGUAUGCAACAACAGCAGCAAGAAUACUCAUUGUGAAGUACUGGAAGACACAAGAUUUAUCCAUUCGGGAAGAAUGGCAGAUGACGUUGAUGGACUAUAUGGAAUUGGCGGAAACGACUGGCAGAAAUCCGAGACCAGGGAGAAGAGUUGGUGGAAGAAGACUGGAAAAAGUUUAAGACUAUUUAUAGAAAUACUGUAAAAAUAAUGAAUGUUAGAAAAAUGUUGGAAUGAAGUUAUAUGGCUUUAGUAGAAAUGCUAUAAGGAAUCAAGGAUAAAUAGAUUAAUAGUGUAUUAAAGGGAAAAUAAGGCUAGAAUAUGUUAAGAUAAUUAUAGGAUAGAAAACAGAGGAAGAUGGAAAGGAAUUGCUGAAAUAAUUAAUAGAAGUGGGAAACAAAAAGGGAGGUGUGAGGAGGUCGUGGAAAUAAGGGAAUGAAAGAUAAGACAUUGAAAUUGUUUUGUGUUUGAAAUGGUUUGUGUCUUGCUUUGUCAGUUUUAUGUUUUUCUUCUUUUUCUUUUUUUUCUUCUUUUUUUGUCUUUCUGUUUUGUUGUGUUUAAACGGUUGAAAAUUAAUAAAUAUUAUUUUAAAAAAAGAAAAAGAAAAUGAUUGCCUUUCCGAAUCUGGACUGCGAUAUUUAAAACCUCUAUUCAUCCUGUUUUAUAUACUGUAUAAUGUACCAUAUACACAAUAAAAAUUGGUUUGGUUUAUUUAAAAAAAAGAAAGAAAGCAGCAGGGACCAUCCUCUUAGAGUAGUGUAAGGGGAGAGGGAGAAUUAGGAUAACAAGACAGGUGCUUUUUUGGUUGGGGGUGGGGGGAGGUCUGUCAUCAUGCAGAUGAGUGCUAAUUUUGGUGUUUGGUCUUCCUUCCACCUUUUGCUGUUCUUUCAGAUCAAAGGUUCCUGGACAGGGAAGAACCGUGUGCAGAAUCCCUAUAGCCAUGGCAACAUUAUGAAGAACUGCUGUGAGGUCUUGUGUGGCCCUCUGCCUCCCAGGUAAUGGUCUGAUUUGGGCUUGGAUAUUACAUUAUGCCUCUGAGAAUAGUGCUGGGCAUAGUAGGGUAUGGGGUGCUUGGACUGAAGGCCCUCAUGUGCAUCUAAGUGAUGAGAGACUAAUGGCAGCUUCUGGGAAUUGGGUGGGAUAAUCUUCCUCCUUGACUACCAGCUCCAUAUUUUAAUUCCUCCUGUUUCCAUCUCCCAGUCUUGUUUCAUGUUGAGGUUACAGGGAGAUAUGGACAGAUCCAUCUGUUUCCAGUCCAUUUAAUUUAAUUUAUUUUAAAUAUUCUUGACCCACCUCUCAUCACAAGUGAUCCCAAAGUGGGGUACAAUAACUCAAUUUACAAGUAAUAUCCAUCAGCGCAGUAAUAUAAAAUAAGAGCAGAAAAAACCAAAUAACUAAAACAACCAGUUAGAAUGGCAGAAACAUUUAUUUCUACUAAUCUGUAGAACUGAUAGCAAUUAUGCUCCUAUUUGAGGCAUAUGGCUGAAGAUACUUUUACAGACACAUGCACAAAAGCUGAUCACGUUAUAGUUUAUUACAUCUGGCAUGGGGAACUUGUGGUCCUUCAGGCAUUGUGGGAUUAUAUAUGUCCUCAUUCCGUGUCCCUCGGGUGUGGUGGCUGAGUCUGAUGGAAGCUGAUGUUUUAACAACAGGGCCACAGGCUCAUGUCAGUUCUGCAGGUGUUGAUUUAUACAUCUGUUCCAUUCACUUUCCAUAUGAAUGUCAUUAAAAAAAAAAACAUAAUUGCAUAGUACUUAGAAUGUAUUUCAACAACAUAUAUUUAACAACUUGUUUUAUUUCUAAGUACACAUUAUUUUAAGGUGGGUUUUGGUACUUGGUGGUGGUUGUUUAGUUCAAGCACCAUAAAAUUCUAUGAUAACCACUGAGGGUGGACAGCUGGACAGAACUGGACAGCUAAUCAUGUUCUGAUAUGUAUAUUAGUCUAUGAGGUGCGGUGUGUGUGUGAAAUAUCACAUUCCAGGGAAAUGGAUAAGACAGCUUACAUUGCUACUGCUUCAUUGGGCUAGUUCCUUGCUGCUCUUCCCAGUGGAGCAGGGAAAUCAUGUCUCAAGCCUUCUGUGUUUGUUUGUUUGUUUGUUUGUUUGUUUAUCUAAUCAAAUAGUUCCAUUUGAACUGCAUAUCUUUAAAGCCCAGUGGUAGGUUGAGCUAGAAUUAAUGACAGGCAGAGCCUAAGUGGUUAUCAUAGAAUCAUAAAGUUGGAAGAGGGACUCCAAGGAUCACCUAGUCCAACCCUCUUGCAAUGCAGGAAUCUCAGCUAAAGCAUCCAAGACAGAUAGCCCAGCCAACCUCUGCUUAAAAACCUCCAAGGAAGGAGAGUCCACAACCUUCUGAGGGAGACCGUUCCACUGUCAAACAGCUCUUAUCGUCAGAAAAUUCUACCUGAUGUUUAGUCAGAAUCUCCUUUCUUGUAACUUGAAGCCAUUGGUUCAAGUACUACCCUCCAGAGGAGGAAAAAACAAGCUUUUGCUUCACCUUUUCUGUGACAGCCCUUUAGAUACUUGAAGAUGGCUCUCAUAUCUCCUCUUUUCUAGGCUAAACAUACCCAGCUCCUUCAACUGUUCCUCAGUAGGCUUGGUUUUCAGACCCUUGGUCAUUUUGGUUGCCCUCCUCUGCACACAUUCUAGCUUGUCAAUAUCUUAGACUGUUGCACCCAGAACAGGGUACAGUAUUCCAGGCGUGGUCUGGCCAAGGCGGAAUAGCAAGGUACUAUUACUUCCCUUGUCCUGGACACUACUUCUGUUGAUGCAGCCUGAAAUAGCAUUCAUUUUUUUUGCUGCUGUAUCACAAUGUUGGCCCAUGUUAAGCUUGUGGCGCACUAAGACCCCCAAUAUCCUUUUCACAUGUACUGCUUGUAAGCCAGGUGUCCCCCAUCUUAUAUUUGUGCAGCUGGUUCUCCCUGGUAGGUGAGGGCUUGCUGAGAGCAACUGAGGUUGGUGCAACAAUGACCCACUAUUAUUACUAUUACUAUUACUAUUAUUUAUUUAUACCCCACCCUUUCCCCUGAAAGGGACUCAAGGCAGCUUACAGAAAGAAAUAAGAACAGCUAAAAACAUAGGAGGAGGGGAAAUAAUAAAAAAAAGCAUUGACCUAUUCACCCUAAUGAUCCAGACUCUACUCAUUAAAACACAAUAAAAUGUUUUUAAAAGAUCAAAAAUGUAUACUACUAUUCUUGAUUCACCCCACCGAAUCCUUUCCUUGUAGCGUGCUGGAUAGGCGAGGCAUCUUGCAGCAGGAGAGUGCUGCCCUUGAAAGCAGUGCUGGACCCGAGCCCAACACUCAAGAAGAAGGGACCACAGAAAAACCCAGUGCCCAGGAAACCAGUGGUGACAGUGCCCUGCCAGAGGAGAGUGUGGUAAGUGUGGUAGAUGCCAGCUUGCUUUGAAUGUACUUAGUAAGCAGCUCUGCAAUCUGGUGGCCAAGGGCAGGGAAUUUGGUUGGGGUUUUCUCGGGCGGGGUGUGUGUGUGUGGGUGUGAUUUCUGCUAUGCAGUCCUAAAAGAAACCUCCAGGAAUUGCCAGUUUUCCUUCUGAAAUAGAUUUUUUUUUUAAUACUCUGCUGUGACUCACCCUUUAUUCUCUUCUCCCUCUUUUUUUCCUUUCUCCUCUCCAGCUCCCUGUGCCAACAGGCAAGGUGCCACAGGAAACAGCGCAGCCCCCUUCUGCAGCAGAACCAUCUGUUCCAUCCCUGGAUCACGAGCAGACAACGCACUAG